Messenger RNA from Meriones unguiculatus (Mongolian gerbil), 1337 nucleotides. RefSeq names its product dickkopf WNT signaling pathway inhibitor 4 (gene Dkk4). The coding region runs from base 166 to 831 and encodes 221 amino acids. The transcript has 4 exons. Gene Ontology annotation, molecular function: co-receptor binding; receptor antagonist activity. Gene Ontology annotation, biological process: multicellular organism development; negative regulation of canonical Wnt signaling pathway. NCBI's taxonomy places the organism in Eukaryota, Metazoa, Chordata, Mammalia, Rodentia, Muridae. Gene Ontology annotation, cellular component: extracellular region. The record is from RefSeq and is a predicted model, not a curated record.
CCUGGCCUGUCUCAUUUUACACUUCUUCCUUGGGCAGAUUCUCUUCCAGAAAAGGCCACUACAGGGGACCUGAAGCUUGUACUGAGGACCAGGAGGUUGCAGCAUUCCAGUCUGGGAAGACUCAAGGGGUACCGGGGACUCCCAAGAGACCAAAGUGACUGAAGGAUGGUGCUGGUGGCCUUGCUUGGACUCAGCUGGUUCUGUUCACCCUUGGGAGCACUGGUUCUGGAUUUCAACAACAUCAAGAGCUCCACGGAUGUGCAAGGCACUGGGAAGGGCUCACAGUGUGCAUCAGACAAGGACUGCAGCGUAGGAAGAUUCUGCUUCGCGCUGCAUGAGGAGAAGUCAUUCUGUGCCACGUGCCGCAGAAUCCGCAGGAGGUGCCAGAGGAGCGCCAUGUGCUGCCCGGGAACCGUUUGUGUGAAUGAUGUCUGCACUGCAGUGGGAGACACAAGGCCAGCAAUGGGCGGAAACACUGAUGGUCAAGAUGGCGCCUCUGCAGAAGAAACCGCCAAAUGGCCAGCAGAAGAAAACAGACCCCAGGGGAAGCCCACUGUUAAGAAAUCACAAAGCAACAAGGGACAGGAGGGAGAAAGCUGUCUUAGAACUUCCGACUGCGGCCCUGGACUUUGCUGUGCUCGGCAUUUUUGGACAAAAAUUUGCAAGCCGGUUCUACAAGAAGGACAAGUCUGCUCCAGGAGAGGACAUAAAGACACUGCCCAAGCCCCAGAAAUCUUCCAGCGCUGUGACUGUGGUCCUGGACUAGUGUGUCGAAGUCAGGUGACUGGGAACCGACAACACACAAGGCUAAGAGUAUGCCAAAGAAUAUGAGUUGUAAAAACAGAAUCCCAGGCACUAAUUAAUUUUAUUAUUAUUAUUUGUAUUUUGUUUUUUGAGACGGGGUCUCACUGCGCAACCCUGGCUGGGAUGGAACUUGCCAUCAACCCGGCUGGCCUUGAACUCACAGAGAUCUGCCUGCCCCUACCCUCCUGGGUGCUUUUUUUGGGAGGGGGAGGAGUUCUGAGACAGGGUCUCAAUGUAUGUAGCCAGUUUGAGGCUAGCCUCAAACUCAUGAUCUUCUUACCCAAGCAAGUCUUGGGAUUACAGGAGAACACUACACUAGCAUAUAAAUAAAGCCAGAUCUUCCAGCACCUGAAAUACCCAGCUGAGUACUGUGAGAUGCUGAACUGGGACCAAUUACUUUUGGCUUUGUGUCUACUGUCUAGAAUACUGACAAGAUUCUACAAUAAAGCAAUCCUGAUACAGUGCUCAAUUUGUUCAAAUAAAUCUUUUUUAAAAACUGAACUUGUAUGCUUGUGUACAACAUGAUCUUUUGA